CAGCAACAGCAACAACACCAGCAGGAUGUCCAACAAGGUGAUGCUGCUCAGACCCAAUUGAAGUCGCUGCCACCAAAAGAAAUCAUUGCUACCAAAGUAACAGGCACCGUGAAAUGGUUCAAUGUAAAGAGCGGUUAUGGUUUCAUCAACCGAAAUGACACCAAGGAAGAUGUGUUUGUUCAUCAGAGCGCCAUUGCAAGAAACAAUCCGAAAAAGGCAGUACGUUCUGUUGGCGACGGAGAAGUUGUGGAAUUCGAUGUAGUCAUAGGCGAGAAGGGCAAUGAGGCUGCUAAUGUGACUGGUCCAUCCGGUGAACCGGUACGUGGUAGUCAAUUUGCAGCAGACAAACGUCGGAAUUAUCGUCCAUGGAAUAAUCGCAAUCGCCGCAAGCCACAGGGUGGACAAGGACCUGACGGCAAUGUACAACAGGGUGCCGAAGGUGAAGUCAGACCGGACGGUCAACAACAACAACAACGUCCGCAACGCAAUUAUCGCCGUGGAGGUGGUCCUGGUGGUCCUAGUGGCCCAGGUGGUCGUGGCGGUCGUGGCCGUCGUUUCAACAAUUACUUUCCCCGAAACCAAGGUGGUAGACGCUCAGGUGGCGGCGAAGGGGGAUUGAUAGAGGGCGGCAAUGACCAGAACGCUGACUCCACACAAAGGGGCGGUGAUGGUCAAGGUUUGCCCGCACGACGUGGAGGCCCACAAAGACGUUUCUUCCGUCGUAACUUCAACAAUGGCGGCGGACGACGUGGUCCACGCGGAGAUGAAGGCAAUGGUGGACAAGGUCCUCCGCGCAACAAUCGCCCAAGACGAAACCGUAAAACUAGCGGCGCUGGAGGUGCCUCUGGAGGCGAAGGCCAACAUCAGCAGCCUCAGCAGUAACCCACAGGAGCACCAACAUAAACAUGCAUAACUCAUAAACACUCUUGUUUGUUUUCUUAGAUUUUAUAUUGAUUUUUCUUUAUUUUGUUUUCCUUUCGGUAUAACCCUCCAUUGUUUUACCCGAAAUACUUCCUACGCCUCUGCAAAAAAAAAAAACGCCAACUCGAACAACUCAACCAUCCACGUCCCGACAUCCAAAUAUCCCGUCGCUAUACCGACCUAACUUUCGCUCAUCAAUUUGAAUAUGAUCGCAUGUAGGAUGUUGGUCACGAAGUGCAGAAUACAACAACUGAAAGUACAGCAUAAAACUGUUUGCGAUUGGGUGCCUCCAAUGCGAUUCUACACUGAACAACCAACCAACCAUUAUGUUACAGGAGCGGAAUCGAGCUGUUUAAGUAAAGCUCGUUUGAAUUAACCAAAUUAAUUUCGUCUUCGUUUAUAGAACCGAAUCCAUUGGAACGCAUUACAGACUACUAAAAAAGAUAAAAUCUAAAAACAAAAUGUUAUCAACGUAACGCACGUAUGUAAAUCGAUUAUAUCUGCUAUGCGUAAGAAAAUUAAAAGAAAAAAGCAGAACUGCGUAACACCUUGUACACAAAUAAACGUUUUAAGUUGCAUUUUAGCGUUUCAGAUAUCCACUUUAAUUAGACUGAUGGUAGUAGAAGUAAAGUAGCAGUCGAAAAUAUUUAAACCUUCCUUUUGGUCCUAUUUAUUAUUAUUUUUAUCGUAUCUGUAAAAUUUUACAUAUCGCACACCUAGAUCUGAAGUGCGAUCAACUCAAAAAAAUGUAUGGCGAUUUUUUUUGCAUAAAUAAAUUCAGACUUACAUUCAAUUAAUGCGAAUAAUUUUUCUUCAUGAUUAUAUACAUCAACUAAAAAACCACUGUUAUACGUGUUUUUGUAUUAAUUGCGUUGAAUCUGUAUUAUCCACAAGCAGUUAUAUUUCCCCGUCUGUAUUUUGAGUUGGCUCACUUUAGAUCUAGGUGUGCGAUAUGAUCGUCAUAUUGUUCAUUAUAUUAUAUUUAAAAUAUUUAUUUAAUAAAAAGUGUGCCUAAGUUGAAAGUAAAUUUGCAUAGGAACUAUUGUAAAUGUUUUAAACUGUUGUAGCCAGUGAUUGUGAUACCAUUCUUGUCAUUUUGUGCAGUUUGAAGCAAAAAAUUAUACUGAUUCGACACACACGAUAACGAGAUGGUGAAUAAUUGAAUCUACAUUUUUUAUCGGAAUACAAAAUUGGUCACCACGACAAAUAAUCAACCAAAAUAAUCAUGGGUAUGCUCGAGCUACGUAAUUACCGCAAUAUUGCAGCCUUGUUGCUUUCUUGAUGAUAUAUUGCUGAUGCUCAACUGAAAAUAUUUGAAAUACUGCAGAAAUUGUGUAGUAAAAAUUUGUAUAAUGCUUUUGAUUUGACAAUUUUGUUCCUCGAACGCUUUAUGCAGGCAGAGUUGCGUAGAACUUGAUGCUUCUUUAUAAAAAGUAGCACUGCCGCAUUAGUUGGAGCUCGAAUACACCCCAUGUUGGCUUAUGACGCACUGUCGAAAUCUAAUCGUCACAGCUUGUGUUGCGUAUUUUAUUCGCUUAACCCAUAAUGUAAAUGAUAUUUCGUUAUUAAAUAUUUUGCUAUAACUUAAUAUAUUUUUCAAAUAUUAGUAUUUCUUUUAUCGAAAUCCGUGUUAAAUUUCACAUAAAUUCUACUGUUAUUUGAAUUCAUUUUCGAUGAGGCUCAUUUUCUUAAACUCAACAUAUGUACUUUUUUGCGUAUAUUCUAUUCUAUUUUCGUUUUCAUUUCUUUACUACUAUUUAAAAAACAAAGUAACUACAUAAACAUACAUAUAUACAUGUACUUUAAAAUGUGUGGAUUUUAAAAAGCUACAAAUCCUUAAGACGUAGCUUACGACAAUGUACUACAUGUUUAAAUUUAAUAUUUAUUUAAUAUUAUGAUCACAUCAUUCAAUCACUUUUUUUUGUGUUUGAACAGCUAAUACUAAACUCGUUUACAGUGUUUUUGCAAAAAUAUGCUCAUGAACCAUAAUUAUACACACUAAAUGUCUAAAAGAAGCAUAUAAACGCAUGCAUACGUAAUUAUUUUGUUUUUGGAAAAAAUACAAAAAAAUUGUAAAACCCUAAAUAAAUAUUAUUAGAAACUUA
Molecule: messenger RNA, 3026 nt
Organism: Rhagoletis pomonella (apple maggot)
Lineage: Eukaryota; Metazoa; Arthropoda; Insecta; Diptera; Tephritidae
Gene: yps
Product: Y-box-binding protein 1
Biological process (GO): regulation of gene expression
Cellular component (GO): nucleus
Molecular function (GO): nucleic acid binding
Source: RefSeq, a predicted model, not a curated record